Molecule: messenger RNA, 4033 nt
Organism: Drosophila ficusphila
Lineage: Eukaryota; Metazoa; Arthropoda; Insecta; Diptera; Drosophilidae
Gene: kz
Product: probable ATP-dependent RNA helicase kurz
Exons: 5
Coding region: 95-3670 (1191 amino acids)
Biological process (GO): maturation of SSU-rRNA from tricistronic rRNA transcript (SSU-rRNA, 5.8S rRNA, LSU-rRNA)
Cellular component (GO): intracellular anatomical structure; nucleolus
Molecular function (GO): ATP binding; RNA binding
Source: RefSeq, a predicted model, not a curated record
CGGCUGCUGCACGUGUGACUUGAUUUGAACCAAAUGUUUGUUGUUUAAAACUUGAUAAUAUUAUUACUUUGUUAAUACUAUUAAUAAAGUAAAAAUGGGCAAGAAAGUUCACAAUGCCAAGGCGCGGCAGAAUCCGCAGACUCUAAUUGACAACUCGGCGGUAAAGAAGAUUCACAUCGAUGUGGAGGCAGUGGCUGGUGGAAGUCAGACGGGGUACGAUGAGGCUAACGCCUUGGUCCUUCCUUCUGAGAAGCGGGCCACCAAAAUCAAAGUGGAUAAGGUGCAGCACACGAAGAUUCUCACUAAGAAGCAGCGCAAGCAUCUGCAGGCCAUUGUGGACAAGAAAAAGAAAAAGGAGGGCCGCGCUCAACUUUUAGACAAUUUGGCCGCCGUUCAAAUCCCUGAGGCGGAGUUACAGCAAUACACAUCCAUCAGCCAAGUGCAAACGGUGGGCCUAAAGCGUUUACCCACUCUCGACGAGUAUCUGGCCAAAAAGAAGGAGCGUCAAGUUCAAGUUCUGGCAGAAAAGAGUUCUGGCUCAGGUCCCCGUGUGAAUGCCAUCAAAGGUUCCAAACGCAAGUUGCUCGCGGAAGAGGAAGACGAACUGGAGGCCAAGCGCAAGAAUCCGAAUGUGGUCAGCUUGGAGGAAGACGAUGACGGGGACGAUGACGAGGACUCCUCGGAUGACGAGCCACCAAUUCAACCCGCUCCCGCUGCCAUACCUGCACCAAUUACUGUUGCUCAACCCAAAGUCGAAGUGGAACAGCCCAAGCAAAAGCAAAAGCCGCAGCCCACUCCACCCGCGUGCAUUCAUCAAACCGUCUACGUACCUGUGCACCGCUCACCGGAGGUCCAAGAGUCCCGUCUCCGCCUGCCGAUCCUCGCUGAGGAGCAGCAGGUCAUGGAAACAAUCAACGAGAAUCCCAUUGUGAUCGUGGCCGGUGAAACUGGCUCCGGAAAGACCACCCAGUUGCCGCAGUUCCUCUACGAGGCGGGCUACGCCCAACACAAAAUGAUCGGUGUGACGGAGCCGCGUCGAGUGGCUGCAAUUGCCAUGUCCAAGCGCGUGGCUCACGAGAUGAAUCUGCCGGAGAGCGAAGUGUCCUACCUUAUUCGGUUUGAGGGAAACGUGACCCCGGCCACGCGCAUCAAAUUCAUGACCGAUGGUGUGCUGCUCAAGGAGAUCGAAACCGACUUCCUGCUCAGCAAGUACUCGGUGAUCAUCCUGGACGAAGCUCACGAACGAAGCGUCUACACAGAUAUAUUGGUGGGCCUGCUCUCGAGGAUUGUCCCCUUGCGACACAAACGUGGCCAACCGCUGAAGUUGAUUAUUAUGUCCGCCACAUUGCGGGUAACCGAUUUUACAGAGAAUACACGUUUAUUUAAGGUUCCACCACCAUUGCUCAAAGUAGAGGCGCGUCAGUUUCCGGUUACCAUUCAUUUCCAGAAGCGCACGCCCGACGACUACGUGGCGGAGGCCUAUCGCAAGACGCUGAAGAUCCACAACCAGCUGCCAGAGGGUGGCAUCUUGAUAUUUGUCACCGGCCAGCAAGAAGUCAAUCAACUGGUUCGCAAGCUGCGACGCAUGUUUCCAUAUCGCCCGCCAGCCAAGGAGUCGGCGGAGACGGUUAAGGAGGUGCAGGCUGAGAAGGAGGAAACAAAGCAGGAUGAAACAGAAACCACGCAGGAUCCCAAGGAGCUGGAGUUCGACAUGAAGCGUGUGAUCCGCAACAUCCGCAAGUCCAAAAAGAAGUUCCUGGCCCAGAUCGCUCUGCCCAAAAUCAAUCUGGACGACUACAAACUGCCAGGCGAUGACACCGAAGCCGACAUGCACGAGCAGCAGGAUGGGGACGAGGGCUUGGAUGACGAGGAGGAGCAAGAAGACGACGAGGAAAUGGGCCUGGAAGGCGAGUCGGAUAUGGCCUCUGGCCAAAGACAACCCCUCUGGGUCCUGCCCCUCUACUCGCUGCUCUCCUCGGAGAAGCAGAACCGCAUCUUUCAACCUGUUCCCGAAGGCUGUCGCCUGUGCGUGGUCAGCACCAAUGUGGCCGAAACCUCGCUCACCAUUCCGCACAUCAAAUACGUGGUAGACUGCGGUCGCCAGAAGACCCGGCUCUACGACAAACUGACCGGUGUGAGCGCCUUUGUGGUGACCUACACGUCCAAGGCUUCGGCGGAUCAGCGAGCUGGACGAGCGGGUCGCAUCAGUGCCGGCCAUUGCUAUCGCCUCUACUCUAGUGCCGUGUACAAUGACUGCUUCGAGGACUUCUCGCAGCCGGACAUCCAGAAGAAGCCCGUCGAGGAUCUGAUGCUGCAGAUGCGCUGCAUGGGCAUCGAUCGCGUGGUGCACUUCCCCUUUCCCUCACCGCCGGAUCAGGUGCAGCUGCAGGCCGCCGAGCAUCGCCUGACCGUACUGGGUGCCCUCGAGGCCAGCGCCAACAAGUCGGAGAAAACUGACUUACCCCCGGCCGUCACACGUUUGGGCCACGUGAUCUCCCGGUUUCCGGUGGCCCCGCGUUUUGGCAAGAUGCUGGCCCUGUCCCACCAGCAAAACCUGCUGCCCUACACAGUCUGCCUGGUGGCCGCUCUCUCCGUCCAGGAAGUGCUCAUCGAGACGGGGGUGCAGAGGGACGAGGAUGUGGCGCCCGGGGCGAAUCGAUUCCAUCGGAAACGCCAGAGCUGGGCGGCCAGUGGCAACUACCAGCUGCUCGGCGAUCCCAUGGUCUUGCUGCGCGCCGUGGGAGCAGCGGAAUACGCCGGGUCACAGGGCCGCUUGCCGGAGUUUUGUGCCACGAAUGGGUUGCGACAGAAGGCGGUGAGCGAGGUGCGCAAGCUGCGCGUCCAGCUGACCAACGAGAUCAAUCUGAAUGUGAGCGAUGUGGAGCUGGGCGUGGAUCCCGAACUGAAGCCACCCACGGACGCCCAGGCGCGGUUUCUGCGGCAAAUUCUAUUGGCCGGCAUGGGCGACCGGGUGGCCAGGAAGGUGCCGCUCGCCGACAUUGCCGACAAGGAGGAACGGAGACGGCUUAAGUACGCCUAUCACUGCGCCGACAUGGAGGAGCCGGCUUUCCUGCACGUGUCCUCGGUGUUGCGCCAAAAGGCACCCGAGUGGGUCAUCUACCAGGAGGCGUACGAGCUGCAGAACGGUGACUCCACGAAGAUGUUCAUCCGCGGCAUCACUGCCAUCGAACCGGAGUGGCUGCUUCUGUAUGCUCCCUUGCUUUGCAACAUCCGUGAAGUGCGCGAAGAUCCCGCGCCCAGGUUUGAUAAGGCUUCUGGGAAGAUAUAUUGCCACGUGGAUGCCACGUUCGGCAAGUCGGGAUGGGAGCUGCCGCUCGGCGAGGUUGAAAUGCCGCUCAGCGAGAAGGCCUGCUGUUACUUUGGCAUGUUCCUGCUGGAGGGACAAGUAUGCUCCAAGCUGGCUGAUUUUCGCGGCAAACUGAAGUCCACGCCCGCCUCCGUAAUUAAGAGCUGGUCCAGCAUGAACGACAAGGUGCUGCGCUUCAAGCGAGCUCUCAUCACCAAGCAGAUCCACAGUCGCCAGGCACUGCUCGACCAGUGGACACGCGAUCCGCACUUCCUUUUGGAGGAGUACCAGAACUUGCUCUACGACGUGGCCCUCAGCGAAUUGAGUCCCUUGUGGCCACCAGUUGAUAAGGAUAAGAAGUAACCAGAACUCCAAACAAACAAAUCUAGUGAAACAGCGGGGUCAACUCUUUUUUGUAUAACAAGUUUCAUUUAUUAUUUAUUUAAUUGAUAUAUAUUUAUAUAAUUCUUUAUGUAUAAUAUAAAUAUGAAAUUUGUUUUAAAUGGAACUAAAAAAUGGAGUGGAUUGAGGGGGAAUAAAAAUGUUUUUGUUAACAGCUAAGUUUCGAUAAAUGUUUAAUACAAUCCAUAUAUGUACAUAGAAAUAAUCAAUAUUCAUUGUAUUUUGUAUUUGUUUAGUUUGUUUGUUGUCUGUUGGUUUUCUCUCUUGGUUAUUCAUCGUAAGUUUAAUACAAUCCAUCUGCUGUUGGUGAGAAAUUAGCAUUAC